AUUGCAUCUCAAGUUCAACUUGUGAUAGAUCCAUCAACUUUGACGAGAAAUUCUCAUGUAUUCAUUUCUUACACCUUUCUUAACAACUUAUCAAAGCGUAUACAUGACUUCUCGGCGAUGAUCCCAUCUCCAAAGAUAAUUGCGGAUUCGAUCCUGCCAUCCAUGUGCGCCUUCCAAUAAAUUCGGCUGGCGAGCUGCGGCUGGGCUUGGAUGACAGACAAGACUACUCAAGCAGCGGCGCUGUAGUUAUGAGAAAUCGCAUGAAACACUCAACACACAAACGCCGCUCAUGGAAGCUGUUUCACAAUCUGGCUGAUCAAGCUGUACCCUGUAUAGGGUCCAGGGCAGACCAAAAUGCCUUCCAUGCUCGAUCAGGCGAAGAAGGGCAAGACCAUCAAUUCUGCGUGCGACAGCGAAACCUUCGACGCGGAUGUCACCAUCCACGUGGACGGGCUUGUGGGCUCGGCUACGAUAUCUCCAUCUGGCCGUGAUGUGGCUCUUGCAUCACCCGAUGGACUGGCAAUCAUUGACCUGGAUUCGCCUUACAGCACCCCUCGCAGACUGAGCAGCCAUGGUUUGCCAUGGCUGGUAGUGGAUGUUCAGUGGUCGCCGUUUGCGGCUCGCGAUUACUGGGUGGCCUCGACCGCAAACCACCGAUGUCUCAUCUGGAAUCUUAAUAAAAGGGAGGAUUCUGCCAAUGGCGCCAUUGAGCACUCUCUACAUGGCCAUAGCAGGGCCAUCACAGACGUCAAUUUCUCGGCUCAUCAUCCAGACAUCCUCGCUACCUGUGCCGUCGAUGGCUUUGUACAUAGUUGGGACCUGAGGAAGCCUCGACAGCCUGUUUUGACCUUCUGUGACUGGUUCGCUGGUGCUACCCAGGUUAAGUACAAUCGCCAGGAUCCAUUCAUUAUUGCGUCAUCCCAUGAUCGCUGGCUACAUAUCUGGGACGAAAGGAAGGUGUCAAAACCUCUGAAGUCCAUCAACGCCCAUACUUCCAAGAUCUAUGGUCUUGAUUGGAAUCGCACCGAGCCAACUAGCGUCGUUACAUGUUCGUUGGACAAGACAAUCAAACUCUGGGACUACGCGGUUUCUGAUGAGCCGCAACGAAUAAUCCGAACAGACUUUCCAGUAUGGCGCGCGCGGCACACUCCAUUCGGUUGGGGACUCCUUGCCAUGCCUCAGAAUGAUCCUGGCCAUCUUUACUUGUACGAUACACGAAGAGACGCUAAUCAGCCUCAAGACGGAAACGUAGCCCCUGUCGCCAUGUUUCCGGGUCACGGCAACCACAAGGUCAAGGAAUUUCUGUGGCGAAGUCGGGGUGGCGUUUCCGAAGACGGAAUUGACAAGAGAGAUUUUCAGCUCGUGUCGUGGGGUGAAGACAAUGAGUUACGGCUCCAUCGAGUAGAUUCAUCUGCGCUCGAAAAUGUGGGCUACGUCAAGGGCAGUCCUGCCAGAAAGAAGCUUAAUCUCACGAGAAAGGGCGCGGCUUACAAGACCUAUCGCUCCGUCGACGACCACUGGGCCCGGGAGAGAAAAUCGGCCACUAUGAGUGACCCCCGCCCUGGCAGCGGUGGCAUUGCACAUCGACGCAGCGCUCUCACAUCGGGAAUGCAGUCCAUGUCUUCGCACUAUCGACCAGGCGCUAUAUCGACCUGGAGAGGCCCAUCUAUGAAGGCAAAGUCUACUGCCGGCAAGCAUGGUGACGGAAUUACGGAUCAACUCGGCUGGAUGAAGGGAAUCACUUUGAGCAAGAGGAAGACUACAACUGCGGAGCCUCAGCAGAGAAGGGAGUCCAAAGACUCGGUGAUGUUUAGCUCAAGCUAUCAUGAUGAUCACUGGGGCGAGCCUGAGACUCUGCAAGACGAGAUCAUUCGCGUCAAUCAACAGCUACCUAACGUGCACUGGGAAAAUGUUGACAUGAAUGCUCUCACCCUUGAUGCGUCUUUGAUGGGCCCUUGGGGUACUAAUGGCGACACAAUCUACAUCAAGGUCAAAGUCGACAUUCCGACCAGCUAUCCAAGGUCCAGAGCUCCGAGCUUCUUCAUUGAGAAGACAGCUUUGAUGCCUGAUCCAACUUACAAGCAGCUCGAUCAAGAUGUGAACUUACUUGCAACCCAAUUUGCCAAGAAGAAGCAGAAUUGCUUGGAAGUGGCUUUCAGCUAUCUGCUCGGAGAGACCGACCUAACGACGAGCCAAUCCUUCUUUAAGAAUGUCCGCGAUCUAGAUGAUGACAUCGAAGCGCUUGCCGACGACAGUUCUAGUGAAGAUGAGGAUAACGACAUUCCGACUGGCGGCUCAGCGAGUAUGUCUCAAGAGCUGACUGCCAGUGUUGAGUUCGAUGCCACUCUUGCGCCUGCUAAUCGGCAGCCGAUACCACCAAUCCCUCGACUGUGCGGAGCUCGUUGGUCCAACGACGGGAGACUGGUGUGCUUCUUUCCUUCUCCCGAGGAGAAGGCUCGGGCUCUGCUUUUCGCGCCAACAGACACAUUCAAGGAGCGGCCAAAGGGCGAACCCACAUUUGCGGGUUUUGGUAGGCUUCAACAGGAUUCGCCUCCUCCCAGACAGAGAAACUUGGAUGAUAUGUCUAUGGCUGAUGACCACUCCGAUUCAGACGACGCUGAUGACUCUUCCUCGAGUUCAAGCGACUCCGAGAACAUAUAUAUGCACAAGGUCAACAUGUGGUAUCUCCCCGGGCGGAGAUUCAGGAAAGCUUUUAGUGGAAGCUAUUCCUUGCGCUCUAGUGGCGGGGGCACAGGCGUUGAUACUGGCACCGGCACUGGUACCGGAACUGGCACGAGCAGGCGGAAGUUGGUAUCCAAACCCAAGAAUAUCGUGUCUAUCCACGAUCUGUCUGACAUCUUACCUUCCAAACGGGAACUUGCUCAAGAGUAUGCCAUAUUCGGCGACGGCGCCUACGUUUGUGAGCAUAAUGCUCAGGUGGCAGAAAAGCAUGGUCGGAUUGACUUGACACAUGUCUGGAAAUACGCUGCGCUUCUCCUUAGGAAGAAUAUUCCGCUCGAGUUGCUGGAGAAAGACCAGAGGAAAAACUCCAUUCUGAUCAUUGCUAAGGACGUGGUUUCUCGUUUCCGGAGUGGUGAAACCAGUGGCGGCGAUUCGAACAACCCGGCCCUCUUAGGAAGGGUCAAAUGGGGUCUACACCCCCUCGCAAAAGACUACAUCAGCGAGCUUUUUGACUAUUUUGAGAAGAUGGCUGAUGUACAAAUGCUCGCAAUGCUGUCAUGCAUCUUCAGCGAAGCUUUCACCGAAGACAGUGUGGCCUACGCAGAGUCGAACCUCACACUGCCAGAGACGCCACUCCCUAUGAAGGCGCCGGCGUUUUCGUUGGACUACUUGCCGCCUGAUGCACCAAUAUGGCAAAGCACCAACUACACUGCGAAGAGCCAGGCCGCUUCCGGAGUCUCGACUCCGAAGACUGCGAAUACGCCACUCCAAGUUUCAGGUUCAUAUGGAUCGGAGGGGGCGGUUUGGCCUGGUGAUCCGGCGUCGAAUUCUUAUUCGUGUGGAGAGACGCCCCCGACGAGAACACCUUACGACAAUCUGUCAGAGGCCGACACUACUCAGAGUCUUUCCACAUCUCCAGAACCUCGACCUUUCCGUCGUGCUAAUACCACACUGACAGCGGGUUUCGCCGCUAACUUUCCUAGACCCUUUGUUAGCACAGCUUCUUCAUCACCGCCGAGCCGAAAGCGCCCAAGCCCUGGAGAAAACUUCCUCGCCAACCUCAACCCGUCUAACAUCACGUGGGGAGGUUCGACGGUUCUAGGACCUACCUCUGAGCCUGCAACCACCGCUCGCAACUCGUAUUCCGAUGAUGAAUUGCUGAAGAAUGAGUCGUUGAGUCUCACGUGCUACGAUAUUUCCGUUGAGGUGGAGGAUCAGGGCAUAUUUGAUGAUGAUGGAUGGCUUACAACACCGUUGCUUGAUUCAAGUCGCAAUCUGGCGUACUCAAACUACCGUUAUGCGUACGCCGAUAUGCUGCAAAUGUGGAAGCAACCCCUUGCUCGCCUAGAGAUCUUAAAGUUCAACAUGCUGAAGGCGGAGCUUACAGCGCAGCAGCCUGAGCCAUACUUCUGCAGUCUUAGCGACGAUGGGUUUGACGCGUCUUACCCCAGCAACGACAACCACAGUCAUACGACUCUUACACAUCACGGGGCCAACUCACCUAUGCCAUUGGGUAAGAAAGAGGAGCUGCAAAGUCUCAUGGCCUCGGAGCGCGGCCUGGAUGUUACAGGUAUCUGCCAUGUCCAUGAAACGCACCUCGAUCCUAUCCGAUCGUCACAUGCAAUUACCAAGCUUGGUGGAGCAGUAGGGAACUGUGACCGCUGCAAGCGAAUGCAAAUGCAGCUUCUAUGUGUAUACUGCUGCGAGCCUAUCGACGCGCAAUACGUGACAUGUCUUGGCUGUGGCUGUACUUUCCACGACGCUUGCCUGGCUGAGUGGCACGGAAUGGGCGAAACGGAGUGUCCCGGUGGCGAUGAGUGCAAUUGUGUCGAGCAGGCCUACAAUGGCACGGUGGAAACAUGGGCGGCCAUGAUGGGAGCCCUGCGCCAGGGCAGGAUACGCGGGCCACCGAUCGAUCAAGAGGACAAGGACGGUUCACAUGUUAACAGCGGAUCAGUCGAUAAGAACGACUGGGAGACCAUCACGACCGAAUCGCCAAUCCCGGCCGCCGACGGGCAGGGCAGACCGCUGGAUUUCGAUAGUCAGCCGCCGCUGAGCGCUGCUAAGCUCAGUCUCGGCAACCGGCUACGCAAGUCGGCUGGCCAUUGGAGCAGUUCGGCCAGUUUGAGGAAGAAGUCGACUACCACUAACUCCGGAUUGGGGAGACGAUAGGGAAGUUUCUAAAGACGGGGACAUGUGGCACGCAUGAAAAGGCAUCUCAGUGGACUUACUAAUUGUACUGGGGGAUCCAGAUGAGGAGGCGUUGGUGUAAAUUGACCAUGUUCGUAUUAACUGUAUCAUAUUGUUAAGGAUUAGCAUGGCCAUAUAAAUGCGUGCUCUCAUGGUCUUUGCAGUUAGGAAGGCUGUGGCAAUGAGCUGGUAUGUUCUUGCAUCCUCU
Messenger RNA from Pseudomassariella vexata, 5080 nucleotides. Its product is annotated as WD repeat-containing protein. The coding region runs from base 355 to 4854 and encodes 1499 amino acids. Gene Ontology annotation, molecular function: protein binding. The record is from RefSeq and is a predicted model, not a curated record. Lineage: Eukaryota; Fungi; Ascomycota; Sordariomycetes; Amphisphaeriales; Pseudomassariaceae. The transcript has 2 exons.